Messenger RNA from Eimeria mitis, 1815 nucleotides. RefSeq lists its product as uncharacterized. The record is from RefSeq and is a predicted model, not a curated record. The transcript is spliced from 13 exons. Lineage: Eukaryota; Apicomplexa; Conoidasida; Eucoccidiorida; Eimeriidae. The coding region runs from base 1 to 1815 and encodes 604 amino acids.
AUGGUCAUGCUUUGCUCUCUAGGAAUUCUCCUCAUUGCCAAGCCGGGCGGCAUGAGCGAGGCGCUGGGUGGCGGCAACGGAGUUUCGUUUGUGCUGGGACGACACGUAGCCAAACGGGGGCCCCCAAUUCUUUCAAUUUUGUUGAUGAUGUUUUUCGGCCUUCUCUCAUUCUUGCCUCUCGUUCUUAUCCUAUCACCAUUUCAGAUGAGCUUCUUUAGGGAGCUCGAGCCCACUCAGUGGGCUGCACUGUCAGUGUUGCCCUGUCUGGGCUUGGGGGCACAGCUCUGCCUCAUCACUGCGCUGGAAACUGAAUCUGCUGCGACGAUUGCUAUUGUUCAGAACCUUGAUGCUGUUUUCAGUUACACCUUUCAGGAGAUUCUAACAAACAGAGGGUGGCUCUUAGUGGAGACGGUGUCGCUUGUGCUGCUCUGGACGAUGGUCAUGCUUUGCUCUCUAGGAAUUCUCCUCAUUGCCAAGCCGGGCGGCAUGAGCGAGGCGCUGGGUGGCGGCACAACACCGGCGGAGAAUUCGGGGAGCGAAGUUCCAAUGAUUGACAAUCUGAACAAAGGAGGGGCUUUCAUUAUUCUCGUGGUUGGCGCUUUUCUGCACGGAGUUUCGUUUGUGCUGGGACGACACGUAGCCAAACGGGGGCCCCCAAUUCUUUCAAUUUUGUUGAUGAUGUUUUUCGGCCUUCUCUCAUUCUUGCCUCUCGUUCUUAUCCUAUCACCAUUUCAGAUGAGCUUCUUUAGGGAGCUCGAGCCCACUCAGUGGGCUGCACUGUCAGGUUUCAAUGUGGCCUCGUUAUCCGGGGCGAGUCUUAUAGUAUUUUCUGCAAUUGUUCUUGCUGCAUUUAAAAUAAGAAAGUCUUUGAUAGACGGAAAACGUCUCGCAGCAGCUGCAACUGAGGAGCUUGCAGAUUCACCAGAAGCGUUGCAGCAAGAUUCAACUGCAGCAGCAGCUGCUGCUGCUGUUACUGAUGCAGCAGCAUCACCUGAAGACGAGGUAAAGAGCUCCAUUGAUGCGAUGCAAACAGCUGAAGACCUGCACCAGCAGCUUGCUGUAGUGCGGGCAAGCAUCAACAACACCGACAGCAGCGGCAUCAGCAGCAGGCAGCAGGCAGACAGGGCACUGCAUCUUUGUUUCGCACACCUGAUGCAGCAGCAGCAGCAGCAGCAGCAGCAGCAGCAGCAGUGCCGCCGUCGUGAUGCUGUUGGUGCUGCACCAGCAGCACCCGGAAGAGAUGGAAAGAAGAGAGUGACUUUGUUGCGAGCCGCGUCUCCUACACAACACACGGGAGGCGACAAUGUCAUUUUAGACCCUGCUGCAGCAGCAGCAGCAGCAGCAACUGCUGCUGCCCCUGGUGUAGCAGCACCAGCAGCUGCUGCUGCCCGUGGUGUAGCAGUAGCAGCAGCUGCUGCUGCCCCUGGUGUAGCAGCAGCAGCAACUGCUGCUGCCCCUGGUGUAGCAGCAGCAGCAGCUGCUGCUGCCCGUGGUGUAGCAGUAGCAGCAGCUGCUGCUGCCCCUGGUGUAGCAGCAGCAGCAGCUGCGGAUGGCCCUGGCGUAGCAGUAGCACUGACUGCUGCUGUUCCUGCUGCAGCAGGAGGAGGUAUUGCCACUCCUGCAGCAGCAGUAGCACUACCACCAGCUGCUGCUGCUGCUGCUGCUGCUGCUGCUGCUGCUGUAGCAGUAGGAGCAACUGGUGCUGCUGCUGCUACUCCCCCUGAUGCAGGAGUUGAUGUGUGCCUGCAGCAGAGUGGUAGUAAGAAAGCUGCUGGCCGCAGAGAGCUGCUGAUGACAAAUAGCGAAACACUGUGA